This is a messenger RNA of Tachysurus fulvidraco (yellow catfish), 804 nucleotides long. Its product is annotated as histone H3. NCBI's taxonomy places the organism in Eukaryota, Metazoa, Chordata, Actinopteri, Siluriformes, Bagridae. Gene Ontology annotation, cellular component: nucleosome. The transcript has a single exon. Gene Ontology annotation, molecular function: DNA binding; structural constituent of chromatin; protein heterodimerization activity. The coding region runs from base 347 to 757 and encodes 136 amino acids. The record is from RefSeq and is a predicted model, not a curated record.
AAUAAAAAAUAGUAAUACUAACAUUACUAUAUAAGGUUUUGAUAAUAAAUAAUGAAGCCUGCUCUCUUAAUGACACAAAGAGACAGUAGGUUACUGACAGAAAACAAAAGCGCUGUGCUACUGAGCGCGCCAGCACAAUCGGGGCGGGCGGUUUGGGUUUCGAACUGUGUCCGUGACAGAGUACGGUCCAAUAGUCAUCAGGUGACGUAACGCGUUCUAUCCAAUGGCAGACGUGUGCUUUCUAUCCGCCCAAUGAGAACAGGGCAGCGUUAGGGCUUAAAAUGACAGCGUUCGCCAGCGCCGUUUAUUGUGUUUUUUUCCUCCGUGAAGUUCACAGUUCGACGCUAUGGCAAGAACCAAGCAGACCGCCCGUAAGUCCACUGGUGGCAAAGCGCCCAGAAAGCAGCUCGCUACUAAAGCUGCUCGCAAGAGCGCCCCGGCUACCGGCGGCGUGAAGAAGCCUCACCGUUACAGGCCCGGCACCGUUGCUCUGAGGGAGAUCCGCCGUUAUCAGAAGUCUACUGAGCUGCUUAUCCGUAAGCUGCCCUUCCAGCGCCUGGUCCGAGAAAUCGCUCAGGAUUUCAAGACCGACUUGCGUUUCCAGAGUUCGGCCGUCAUGGCCUUGCAGGAGGCUAGCGAGGCAUACCUGGUCGGUCUGUUCGAGGACACCAACCUGUGCGCCAUUCACGCCAAGAGAGUGACCAUCAUGCCUAAGGACAUCCAGCUGGCCCGCCGUAUUCGCGGAGAGCGCGCUUAAACCUCAAUUCUGUCUAAUGUACACAAAGGCUCUUUUAAGAGCCACCA